Molecule: messenger RNA, 1434 nt
Organism: Durusdinium trenchii
Lineage: Eukaryota; Dinophyceae; Suessiales; Symbiodiniaceae
Source: the annotation of a GenBank genome assembly
AUGCUGGGUAGCGCCAUAGCCCUGACCCUGCUGGCUGCCGCUGCAUGGCUUAUGAGGCAUCGAGUGCCAUCGCUCAGCCCAAGCAACAAGUGCCUUCUGCAACUCCUGGUGGAGCAGUUGGCGGCGCUUCUGCAGCUCACGCAGCUGUGGGCGGUUCUUGGACGUUUACGGCACCCGGUCUCUUCCGGAACGGAGACGGACGAGCAAACCUCGAGCGACCCAGUCCUUUCGUUGCUGGAAGUUUUUCAGUUCACCAGCGCGGAAGUGCAAAACUUCCUGGCUUUGGAAUGUGUGUACGAUGGAGUCGCCGUACGAAGUCUUUUUGCACUUGCCACACCGCUGGUUCCGCUGCUGAUUCUGCUACUUUGCAGCUGUGUGGAGAUCUUCUCCCGUGGAUUGGGCAUCCGCGUGGGUCUCAAGAUCCUCACGGUGCUCUUCAUCGGCGGUGCCUCGGGCAGUGCGCAGCUGCUAGGUUGCCAGGAAGUCGAUGGUGCAGGUGUGCCUUUGAAGGACUUCUCCUACCGACCGCUCUUCCCACAGCAGCGAUGCAACGAAGCGCCCUGGGUCGACAGGAUUGGCUGGACCACUGCUCUUUGCUACGGCGUUUUCAUCCCUUGCUUCCUGGGAUUUCUCUUCGCGGAGCAAAAUGUGAUCAUGCGAAAAGUCAAGAUGGUCAAUAUCCAAACUGCAUUCCAGGAGGGAAAGGUCCUAGUCCGGCUGCAAGGGCUCACAGCUGAGCAAUCCUUGAAGGACUGGGAUACCAUGUUGACCAAACGCCUGGUGUGUGGCGCAGCAGCCUAUGUGGCCGUGCGCGUGAAGGGCCGAGCAGUGGUGGAACUGGCGAAGGAUGCCGUGAUGGUGACUCCCGCCGAGGGACUGGGAGCCUCCGGAAGCGGAGAAGUCGAAAGCUUGGUCUUCGGAUCUGACGCGGAGGAGCUGGAGGCAUUGCAGUGUCAUGUCAUGGCGCAGAUGCUGAUGGAGCGAAGCAUUCUGGAGCAGGAGGAAGAUCGAGUGAUGCUGGGUGCGAAGCAGCUCUUUUUGAAGUAUGCGAAGUGCGAAAAUGUUUGGAUGGAGGUUUGCGUCAAGGUGACAGCAGCUGCCUUGGUCUCUGUGGUCGCUGUGAACAAUCUGUGGCUUUCCGUGGCCAUCACCCUGGGCAUGGCGCUGGUCAUUGGCCUCACUCGGCCCUUCGUGCAGCCGCAGUUGAAUGUCCUGCAGACCGCCUGCUUCGCCUGCUUGGCUGUGGCGGCGGUGGGAUUUCGGUACCACGUGGCUUUGGCACGCCUGGCGCUGGCCGUUCCCUUCGGUCUGUUGCUGGUGCAGCUGCGACACCCGGACUCACCCGAGAUGUUGGCGCUCAGGUUGCAGCAGGAGUUGGAGGAUAAGAUCCACGAGGGUCCCGUGGAAGUCAGUGCCGAACAGUUCGCUUAUUAG